UGAAAGUUACGUAUCCCAUUCUGGUGGUAGGGGACUAAAGGUUUCCAUAUUAAAGAGUGAAGGCUACAGAAAAUGUGCAGAGGAUUGGCUGCACUGCCCCAGACAUGUCUGGAAAGAGCUAAAGAGAUCAAGACUAAAUUGGGAACUCUGCUCCAGAAGCCAGAACAUGCCAUUGACCUCAUCAUCCCCUACCCUGAAAAACCAGAGAAGAAACCGGAUAAGUUACAGAAGCCAUCCCCUGAUGAAGCACUGCAGUGGCGUGAAUCCUUGGACAAAGUGCUCAUAAACAGCUAUGGCUUGGCUGCGUUCCGGAGCUUCCUGAGGUCUGAGUUCAGCGAGGAGAACGUUCAGUUCUGGAUGGCUUGUGAGGACUUCAAGAAGACCAAGUCUUCUGUGAAAAUGGCCUCAAAAGCUAAAAAGAUCUAUGAGGACUUCAUUCAGACAGAGGCUCCCAAAGAGGUGAACAUCGAUCAUUUCACCAAGGACAUGACUCUGAGGAACCUGGUUUCAGGCUUGCCUACAACUUUUGACCUGGCUCAGAAACGCGUCUAUGCCCUGAUGGAAAAGGAUUCCUUCGGUCGGUUUCUGAGAUCAGACAUAUACCAAGAACUGGUCAAGUAACAACGAAGCCCAACAGAGGGUACUGGCUGAGCCCCUGAAAAAAUCAUUAAAUUUACCUUCAUUGGCUUACUAAAAUGAGUACUCUGAAAGUCCUUGCCGGAGGAUUUUGUCCAUUUACAAGUAAACAUAAAACUGAUAAAAUGAGGUUACAUAACUGACUGCAUUUUAAGCAAAGUUUAAAAGCCUCCCUUAAGACUUGAGUGGAAUUGUAAACAUCUAAGAAUCUUUCCCUCCUUCAUUUAUGAGAAAAUGUUAAUUUGGCAGAAUAUAUUGUCAGAAUUUUAAUGAUGCAAAUUCCUCAGAAGUAUCUUCUAAACUUGUUGGUUUUUUUUACCACAUUUGAAAGAAUAAUGUCUAUGAAUAAGUCACCAUGUUUUUAUUCCUGCUAAUUUUAAUUAAUUUAAUUUUUUUUUUUUUGCCUUUCAAAAAUGCACUUAAAUGGUACUUGUUCUUAAAGUGUUGUGUCAACCUUGUGUUGAACUUACCCCAAAUAAUGACCUCAUACAUAGGGUAUUACAGAUCCAAAUUAGGGGAGAGGGGGGACCAGCCCUGGAAAUUUGCAAGACCCUAAAAGAUGGCCUGUUAAGUUUAAUCCUAUAACCAUUGCGCUACCUUGUUGGGCAAGAUGCCAGCAAUUCUUUAUAGAUAAGCGAUAAACACACAAGCUGGAAAGAAAAUACACAAUAAUUCACAGUAGACCCUGCUGAGAUGAUAUCAGUGGAAAUAGUUGAGGGUUGCAGUAAUGGUUUCUUAUCAUUGUUACCACUGCAGAGUAAGUGCAAAGGAAAGAGUAGCAAUAAGUGGAACUUAAUAUAAAUGUAUACAAUGUUUCUGAGAGGAAAGUUUUACCUUUACUACAAUCAAAGUAAACAUUUUCUAUGUACCUGCCUCAAUUUAGAAAAGCCAUUUUUCGCCUUUCAAAGCUAAACUUUGGUAGUACAUUGAAUACAGAUUAUAACUGUGUUGACCCUGAUUAUUUUUCUUCUUUCUAAUUCAGCUCCUGUCAUUAUUUUUUUUUCAUACAUAUAGCACACAGGAGCUGCCUGAAUGCACAGACAUUUCUUAUUAUUUCAUAGACAUUUUUUAUUAUUUGAAUACUGCUUCACAUAAUCUCAAAAAGACCCUCAAAUGUAUGUUAUUUCAUGACAAUAAAUACCAGUACACUAGAAAUAAUAAUAAUAAUAAUAAUAAUAAUAAUAUUAUUAUUAUUAUUAUUAUUAUUAUUAUUAUUAUUAUUAUUAUUAUUACUAAUACAGUAAUAAUAAGUAUCUUACUGAACUAAGAGAUUAUAUACAUGGUGAAAUCCCUUCACUGUAGGAAAAUAGAAUUUUCCCCUUCCCGCUAGAUUUUAGCAAUGCUGUAACACUAUGAAAGCCAGAACUAUUUCAUAUUUUCCAUUAUAAGUCUUCAUAUGCUUUCAUUUUCAAUAAAACACUAUUCAUUUUAUUAUUAUGUUCUAAUCACAUAAAGCAUUAUAUACACAUAUAUACGUAUAAGCACUGUUCUCAGUUCUAAUUUUUGUCCCAUUAAAGGAAUUUCUUAAAAAAUUCUGCCGGUCAGAAAUCUAAAUAAUCAGGAAUCAAUCAAAUUAAAUUAAAUUUUAUUACCCUGUGGAUAAAAUAGCAAUAUUUACUAUUUUCCAGUCAAACCAAUAAUCCCCAUGCACAAAUAAAUUGUUCUGUGGUAUUUUGGAAUGUCUAUGCUGACAAAAACAAGGUAAAUGACAAUUGUAUUUGCAAGUCAAAGUAAUAUCAGUUAAAAGGUACAAUCAGUUGUGUUUCAUAAUACUCUGUCUUGAACAAGGACUUGUAGAGCCAGUGCUAAGAAGUAUAUUAUACACAUUAUGUGCAUGUAUUUCUUGUAGUCCACAAUAUAAAGAUGAAUUGAUACAUGACUUUCUUCAAGAUGUAUUUAUUUUUUUAUGUAAAUACUCUCAAAUAAUUUUGAGUAUCUAUGUUAAGUUAUUUGCAACAGUUUGAUUUAGAAUUGUUUCCGGUGGUACGGGAAUAAAGAGAUAGGCAGUGCUUAUCUUUGGCUGCCAUUAAACUGUA
Conger conger (European conger) is the source of this 2672-nucleotide messenger RNA. RefSeq names its product regulator of G-protein signaling 5-like. The transcript is spliced from 5 exons. The coding region runs from base 73 to 621 and encodes 182 amino acids. The record is from RefSeq and is a predicted model, not a curated record. Lineage: Eukaryota; Metazoa; Chordata; Actinopteri; Anguilliformes; Congridae.